AUGGCAUGCUUCGAUGAGUACAUCUCGGCUGGUGUCCACGACGGCAUCCUGCCGGGGGCUAUCCUCUACGCGAUAGACAAGUCAGGGAAAUUCAACUAUUCCAACAUUCUGAGCCCCAAUUCGCCGUCUCACAUAGCUCAAUUGAAGCCCUCAAGCACGCUGUGGCUCGCGUCGGCCACAAAGCUCAUCACCACGAUUGGCAUCCUCCAGCUCGUGGAGCGCGGGGUCGUGACCCUCGACGAAGACGUGUCCUCCCACAUCCCCAUCCUCGCUUCUCAGCAGGUCCUCACGGGCUUCCCAUCGCCCGACCGAAAAGCGCAGCCUGUCUUUGCACCCCGCGCGAAUCCAAUCACCCUCCGCCUCCUCCUCACGCACGCGGCCGGCACAACGUACAACUUUCUCUCGCCUGACAUCCAGCGCUGGCAGUCCCUCCACAAGAUCCCGCCCCUGUCCGGCGCCAACGUCGACGAGCGCUUCGCCUUCCCGCUCCUCUUCCAGCCGGGCGAGGGCUUCAGCUACGGCAGCGCCGUCGACUGGGCCGGCCGCGUCCUCGAGUCCCUCACAGGCACCUCCCUGCAGGCCUACCUCGACCGCCACGUCUUCGCGCCCCUCAGCCUCACGUCCUUCACCUUCCGCGAGUCCCGCGUCCUCGACGACGGCUCCCUCUGGCCGCUGAGCGUGCGCGACCUCGCCGCCGGCGCGGCCCGCCCCUACACGGGCCCGCACCUCAACGCCGGCCUCGACCCGGGCGCCGCGCUCGGCGGCCAGGGGCUCUACGGGCGGCUCGACGAGUAUCUCGAGAUUCUGCGCUCGCUGCUCGUCGACGACGGCAGGCUCCUGCGGCCCGCGACGGCGGCGCACAUGUUCAGGCCGCAGCUGGGCGGCGCGGCGCGGGCGGCGCUCGACCGAGCCAUGGAGGAUCCGUCGUGGGCCGUGGGGGAUUUCCCCGCGACGGGCGAGUAUGACUGGGGGCUUGGGGGCUUGCUCAUUGACGGGCAUGCGCAUGCGCAUCGGAGGAAGGGGGCGCUGAUGUGGUCUGGCGCGGCCAACAUUUUCUGGUGGAUUGACCGCGAGGCUGGCGUUGCUGGUCUGUUUGGCACGCAGAUCAUGCCGGCUGCUGAGCCCGUUACGGAGCAGUACAUCAAGGCUUUUGAGGAUGAGAUGUAUUCGAGGGUCGAGGCUUUGACGAGCGAGUCCAAGCUGAAAACUCGGCUGUGA
Molecule: messenger RNA, 1218 nt
Organism: Verticillium dahliae VdLs.17
Lineage: Eukaryota; Fungi; Ascomycota; Sordariomycetes; Glomerellales; Plectosphaerellaceae
Product: beta-lactamase family protein
Exons: 3
Coding region: 1-1218 (405 amino acids)
Source: RefSeq, a predicted model, not a curated record